AUGGAGAAUAUAAAAACCAUAUUAGUAAAAGACGAUAACGUUAGACUAGAUAGGUACAUCAGAAGAAUCUUUCCUGAUCUAAAGCAAUCUGUAAUUGAAAAAUCUUUAAGGAAAGGAUUAAUCAAAGUUGAUGAUUGCAAAGCAAAGUCUAGUAAUAGAGUAAAUUCUGGACAAACUAUAACGCUGAAGCACUUGAAUUAUAUUGAGAACGCUAAUUCUGACUGCAAAUAUAAUGAAAAGUUAGUGAAUCUACUAAGAGAGAACAUAUUAUAUGAAGACGAAUAUAUACUAGCUAUAAACAAACCCGCAGGGGUCAUUGUUCAAGGUGGUGUAAAAGUAAAGAUUAGCAUUAGUGAUUUGCUUGACCAAAUAAGAGAGGGAGAAAUAUUUAAAAUUGUCCAUAGACUAGAUAGAGAUACGAGCGGAGUGAUAAUAUUCGCACGCAAUGCUAGUGUUGCCAGAUACCUUAUGGAGGAAUUUAAAGGACGGAGGGUAAAAAAAACUUAUUUAGCAUUAACUUCUGGCACGCCAAGCAAGGAUAGUGGAAUAAUAGAUUAUCCGUUGGUAAAAAAAUAUAUUUCUGGUCAAGAAAAAGUGGUCGUUGAUGAAGGCUCACCUCAAAGUGCCACUACGCAUUUUUCAAUUAUAGCAAGGUUAAAACAUAAUGUUGCUUAUUUAAAAUUACAACCAAUUACCGGCAGAACCCAUCAGUUACGUGCACAUUUAGCUCAUAUAAAUUGCCCUAUUCUUGGUGACGGUAAAUAUGGUGGUAAAAAAGCUUUUGUUGACGGGGUAGCAAAUCAGAUUCACCUUCAUUCACAUUCUUUGUCCUUAAAAUUACCAAAUAAUAAAGAAAUUACUAUUACCGCUCCUAUCCCUAAACACAUCGAAAGGUCUAUUGAAGUGCUAUCUUUCAACUGA
This is a messenger RNA of Vollenhovia emeryi, 921 nucleotides long. RefSeq names its product RNA pseudouridine synthase 1-like. The record is from RefSeq and is a predicted model, not a curated record. Gene Ontology annotation, molecular function: pseudouridine synthase activity; RNA binding. Gene Ontology annotation, biological process: pseudouridine synthesis. The coding region runs from base 1 to 921 and encodes 306 amino acids. NCBI's taxonomy places the organism in Eukaryota, Metazoa, Arthropoda, Insecta, Hymenoptera, Formicidae. The transcript has a single exon.